AUGGUGAUGGGGUCCUUCACGCUGGACAGGGUGGGCAGGAGGUUGCCUCUGCUCUGCCUGGCGCCGCCCUUCGUGCUCGGCUGGAUGGUGCUCUCCUUCUGCAAGGACGCGUGGGCUCUGCUCGUGGGCCGCUUCAUCACCGGCUUCUGUGGCGGCGCCUUCUGCACAGCCUGUCCUGUCUACACUGGAGAGAUCUCCGAGAAGGAAAUCCGCGGCGCACUAGGCGUCUGUUUCCAGUUCAUGGUCACUUCAGAUGGGUGGAGGGCUACAUGUUUUGGACCACCUGCAGGCAUCCUGUACGUUUACGUGGUGGGUAAAUGGUCGAACCUGAUGUGGCUGUCGCUGCUGUGCUCCAUCCCGCCCAUCAUAUUCUUCGUGCUGUUCUUCUUCGUGCCGGAGUCUCCGAUAUUCCUGCUGAGCCAGGACAAGACGGAGAACGCGACGGUGGCGCUGCGGUGGCUGCGUGGUGGCGCCAACGCCGAUAUCACUGCUGACCUCGCUGAGAUGACCGAGACAGUGGCCCACGCAAGGGCGCGUAAGGGGAAGUUGAAGGAUAUGUUCGUCUCACACGCAGCAGGGCGUUGCCUGGGCAUCGGCUUGGGACUACAGUUUUCCCAGCAACUGUCCGGUAUCAACAUCAUUAUCUUCUAUUCUGUGUCCAUAUUUGUAUCUGCGGGCAGCGGCAUGGACCCCAGCGACUGUGCCAUCAUAGUCGGCGUCGUACAGGUGCUGGCGACCUUUUUGUCUACAGUGCUGGUGGAGUGUGCAGGCCGGCGAAUAUGGAUGAUGCUGUCCAUGAGUGGCAUGGGCAUAUGUCUCCUCUUAAUGGGAGUGUACUUCUACAUGAAGAACAGCGAUCCAGAGACCGCAGACAACAUCGGCUGGCUCCCUCUGCUGUCCAUGUGCCUCUACCUGCUCUUUUUCUCUCUAGGGGCCGGCCCCCUACCCUGGGUCGUCAUAGGGGAGAUCUUCCCAGGAGAGAUCAAAGGUAUCGCCGCCUCCAUUUGUGGCGGCACCAACUGGACACUCGCCUUCAUCGUCUCAAAGACAUUUGUCAACUUGGUAGACGCCAUCGGGACUGACGCCACUUUCUGGCUGUAUUCUGGCAUCUGCUUCCUCGCCACAGUUUGGAUCUUUUUCCGCGUUAUUGAGACGAGAAACAAGACACUGGAUGAAAUUACGAAGGAAAUUAUUGGCGAAUAGAUUAGUUGGUUUCUUUUCACUAUAAGAAAGUCAGUUCGCUAUUGCAUCAAAUAAAGUUCAUUUCCCGUGGACAUCCUGUGGCAUUCUUCUUCUUAAUAAUCAAAUACAAGAAGAAUUCCAAUCUAUCCUCCAUUACCAUAUUUCAGUAUACGUUGCCUUACCUCUGUUUUUUCCUCUUUUCAUUUCUUCCGAAUUUCUUUUCGAAAAUUGUCAUCAAAUAUAAACUUUUCAUCUCCAUCUGUUCUCACAGCUUCUUUUAUUGUAAUCACAAUAGCUUCUUGAAAUUGUUUACUACAACUUUUUCUCUGAAAUCCUAUACAUGUAACUGUUUUGUCUGUUUUUCGUUCUGUGGUUUCAUUUAUUUCUGCCACUCUACUGCAGGUCUGGACUAAACAGUUUUUAUAGUACUGGAAUAUUGCUGUUAGAAGAUUCAGUGAUUCUUCAAUCACAUACAGUGAAAUGUUGUAAUGACUGUUGUAUUUAACACUUUAAAUAGAAUAAAUACCUAAUAACAUUGGUGUA
This is a messenger RNA of Schistocerca gregaria, 1725 nucleotides long. Its product is annotated as facilitated trehalose transporter Tret1-like. The transcript has 4 exons. Bases 1 to 1203 code for a protein of 400 amino acids. The record is from RefSeq and is a predicted model, not a curated record. NCBI's taxonomy places the organism in Eukaryota, Metazoa, Arthropoda, Insecta, Orthoptera, Acrididae. Gene Ontology annotation, cellular component: membrane. Gene Ontology annotation, molecular function: transmembrane transporter activity. Gene Ontology annotation, biological process: transmembrane transport.